AUGGAUAUCCAGAAAGACUGCUGUCCGCUUCGAAUAUUAGCCACUUCUGGCGUGACUACAGAAUUUUGUAAAGAGUUGCUUGAGGCUCAUUUACCUCGAGUAAAUUGCAAAAUGAUAGAUGCUCCUUCUUUGAAUCCAGAGAUUAAAGCUACUAUUAACGACGUUAUUACAAAACGCGUCAAAGCGAUGCAGGUUGAGCAAAUAGGCAAUGCUAUUGCAUGUCUUGGAGAAGCUAUCAAUCCAAUUUUGCUAAAAGACACUAAAAACCCAGUAUUACUGAUAUUACUAAUGGACGCAGGUCGAUAUAAUGCUGUAACCAGACGCAAUUUUUAUUAUGACUGUCUUGAGAAAAGAAUUAACUGA
Messenger RNA from Diatraea saccharalis (sugarcane borer), 363 nucleotides. Lineage: Eukaryota; Metazoa; Arthropoda; Insecta; Lepidoptera; Crambidae. The record is from the annotation of a GenBank genome assembly.